AUUCCAUCUGCGCGCUCUCAAAGACCACGAAGAAGAUAAACCUCCAUUUCAUCAUGGCUGCCGGCAGAUUAGCGUGUUUGGGGUUGAAUGGCCUUUAUUCCACGAUUUGCGUUCCCAAACAGGCACUGGGGAGCUGCAUGGGAGCAGUGGAGCAAGUGAGAGGUUACUAUGUGAACUGGAAGAUGCUGAGGGAUGUCAAGAGAAGACAGAUAGCAUUUGACUAUGCAGAUGAGAGGUUAAGGAUUAAUGCACUCAGGAAGAACACUAUCCUUCCCAAAGAGCUUCAGGCGAUAGCAGACGAAGAGAUUGCAGCCCUACCCAGAGACAGUUGCCCUGUGAGGAUUCGUAACAGGUGUGUGAUGACCUCCCGACCUCGAGGAGUGAAGAAGAAAUGGCGUUUGAGUCGUAUUGUCUUCCGGCAUCUAGCUGACCACAAUCAUCUGUCUGGGAUCCUGCGGGCGCGGUGGUGACUGUGUCCUCGUGGAACACCUCCUGGCAGGAUGUUGAACUGAUCAUAACCAGAAAGCCAAAAUGUUGGCAUGGCUUCUGGAUAUAUUACAUUUGCUAUCUAGUUAUUUGCUUCCGUUUUCUUGUGGCAAAUUAAAAAAGAAAAAACAUUAAAUGUCAAUAAUAAUGUUAA
Messenger RNA from Nematolebias whitei (Rio pearlfish), 640 nucleotides. RefSeq names its product mitochondrial ribosomal protein S14 (gene mrps14). Lineage: Eukaryota; Metazoa; Chordata; Actinopteri; Cyprinodontiformes; Rivulidae. Gene Ontology annotation, cellular component: ribosome; mitochondrial small ribosomal subunit. Bases 54 to 470 code for a protein of 138 amino acids. Gene Ontology annotation, biological process: translation. Gene Ontology annotation, molecular function: structural constituent of ribosome. The transcript has 3 exons. The record is from RefSeq and is a predicted model, not a curated record.